Messenger RNA from Vicia villosa (hairy vetch), 1332 nucleotides. Its product is annotated as protein CHAPERONE-LIKE PROTEIN OF POR1, chloroplastic-like. Bases 131 to 1003 code for a protein of 290 amino acids. The transcript is spliced from 3 exons. Gene Ontology annotation, cellular component: chloroplast membrane. NCBI's taxonomy places the organism in Eukaryota, Viridiplantae, Streptophyta, Magnoliopsida, Fabales, Fabaceae. The record is from RefSeq and is a predicted model, not a curated record.
UUUUUAGCAUCAACGGUUGUAAAAGAACUAACUGUACCCAUAGCCCAUAGCUCUUUUAGUUAGUUCCUUUAUUUUUUUUCUUCUUUUCUGUUAAGAAACACUCCAAGCCUCACAUUUCCUCAACACACAAAUGUCUGCCACAACAUCCCCUAUCCCCCUCCGGUCCGACCGCAUCUCCUCCGGUUCACCUUUCUCCCGACCUCCACCGGUUCAUCGACUCGUUAACCCGAUCUUAUCCAAACCGUGGCGCACCGCGGCGCUGCAGAGAAGGUGGAGACACGCGUCAACGAGGAGCGUCGGACCGGUUCACGCAGGCUCCAGAGCUGAUGACUCGGCGCCGUUCGAGAUGUCGGUGGAGAACGCGCUGAAGCUGUUAGGUGUAUCGGAAGGUGCUUCGUUUGAUGAUAUACUGCGCGCCAAAAACUCGAUUGUUGCGGCUUGUAAAGAUGACCAGGAAGCCAUUUCACAGGUCGAGGCUGCAUAUGACAUGUUACUUAUGCAGAGCCUAACACAGAGGCGAGCAGGAAAAGUAGUGAACAGCAGUGUUCGCUAUGCUGAUGUUAAGCGUGUUCAGUCUCAAGUUGUAGGAUCGAUGCCUCAAUGGAUGCAAUCCACCAUGAAGAAACCACCAGUUUCAAUUGACUCACCUUCCACCAGUGAUUUUGGUUUACAAGCUGGAGUAUAUGGUGCACUGAUGGGUUUAACCUAUCUUAGUGGUUCUUCUAUUCCCCCUGCAGGUUACGCCGGGGCCGAUGUUCCGGGACUUAUCUUGGCUGGUAGUUUUGGAGCUUCCUUGUACUUUAUGACCAAAAAGAAUGUUAAGUUAGGGAAGGCUACUGUUAUAACCAUAGGAGGGCUCGUAGCUGGCGCCGUAGUAGGGUCGGUUGUAGAGAACUGGUUGCAGGUCGAUAUUGUCCCAUUUCUAGGCAUACACUCCCCUGCUGCUGUUGUUAGCGAAGUCAUAAUUUUAUCCCAAUUCUUGGUUUCUCUGUACCUAAGGUAGACCGAAAAACACGGCGAUGUUUAUAUUAAAAUUUGUAAUUAUUCAUUUGCAUGAUCAUGUCAAAGGGUUUACAGGGAAUGCUACUGUUAUAUAACCAUGUAGCUGACCCAUGUCAGCUGUACAUAACCGGUUGCAGUAGAAAUCGUCCCAUUUCUGGCAUACACUUACCUGCUGCUCUUAGUGAAAUCAAAGUUAUGUUUCCAUUCUUGGUUUCUUUGGUUUCUCUGUACUUAAGAUAGACAGGAAAACAUGGCAAUCUUGUAUCAGAAGCUGAAACUUGUAAUUUUUCAUUUACAUGAAGCAUGGUCAUACAUCAAGCAUUUUUAGAA